AUGACACAGCACAACACGGCACAGCACCACGUGGCACAGCACCACGCGGCACAGCACCACACAGCACUACAUGGCAUAGCUAAACAUGGCAUAACACAACAUGGCACAGCACCACACAACAUGGCACUGCACAGCAUGGCACAGCACAACAUGGCACGGCACAGCUCAAUGUGGCACAGCACAUCAUGGCACAACAUGGCACACCACAACAUGGCACAGCACAACACAGCACUGCACAACAUGGCACAACAUGGCACAGCACCACAUGGAACAGCACAACACAGCACAGCACGGCACAACAAAACAUGGCACAACACGGCACAGCACUACACGGCACAGCACUACAUGGCAAAACACAGCACAGCAAAACAUGGCACAGCACUACACGGCAAAACACAGCACAGCACAACACGGCACAACAGAAUACAGCACAACAUAACACAAUAUAGCACAGCACAAAAUGGCACAACACGACACUGCAAAACACAGUGCAGCUCAACACGGCACAGCACAACACAGCACGACAUGGCACAGCAUAACACGGCACAACGCAGCACAAUAAAACAUGGCACGACAUGGCACAGCACAACACGGCACAACAUGACAGCACAACACAGCAUGACACGACACAGCACAACACGACACAGCACAACACGGCAUGACAUGACACUGCACAGGAAAACAAAGCACAACACGGCACGGCACAGCACAGCACAGCACGGCACAACAUGA
Molecule: messenger RNA, 732 nt
Organism: Carcharodon carcharias (great white shark)
Lineage: Eukaryota; Metazoa; Chordata; Chondrichthyes; Lamniformes; Lamnidae
Product: histidine-rich glycoprotein-like
Exons: 1
Coding region: 1-732 (243 amino acids)
Source: RefSeq, a predicted model, not a curated record